CUCCACGUGAGCGCAUGUCUAUUUUUACAAGCGCUACUUAUUAUCGUAACUGAAAUGAUCGCGAUGCGGGCGUAAAGAUGGAAGUGGAUAGGAUAUUCUAUAUUUUCGGUAGUUUUUCGAGAAAGAAACAGGAUAGGAGGAAGUCGUUGGAGCAGACUUCUGUGAGCGCUGGUAAUAGUCCGAUGAAAGUGCCCAGGUCGAGACCGGGCAGUCAGAAUAUGCCGAUAGCGCCAAGGACAUCUGCGUAUGCGCUAGAUAAAGUUACUGUUAAAGAGUGGGAGUGUGGAGUGUGUAAGAAAGAGCUAGUGGAGCCAAGGCUUCUGGGCUGUCUGCACAGCUUUUGUACGAGAUGCCUGCAGGGUCUACCGCAAGAGGGCGAUUCGGAGAUCUGGAGUGAUGUAGAUGGAUCAAGUCAACAGGACUCCAGUUCUCGUUCAGCGUCAGGCAGCGGGUCUGCAGCAUCAGGGUACGAGAGCGAACGGAACUCAGACUCUGACGCCAGCCUCAAUAAACAACGCAAGUUUGGUAUUUACACAAAAAAGAUAUCCGGCAAGAGCGUAUACGUCCUUGUGUGCCCCACCUGCGGGUGGGAGACGCCGCUGCCCCUGGGGGGAGUGGCCGCCCUGCCCUUGAACUAUGUACUUCUAAGGAAGAUAGCCAGCCGGGAUGCUGCGGAUGUCCUGUGCGACCUUUGCAGUUGUGAUAGCAAGGCAGAACGCAGAUGCGACGAGUGUCUGCUCAGUAUAUGCACGUCCUGCAGUGAGUCGCACCGCAAGCAGAAAGCGACGUCGAAGCACGAGCUGCAGCCGCUGGAGUCGCCCACCCGCUGCGCACACCACCCUUCGCAACAUCUCAGCGUUUAUUGUGCUACUUGCCAAUUAGUAGUAUGCCGCGAAUGCUGCGUGAUAUCGCACGCCGGUCACGCGCUGGCGAACGCGUCGCGCGCUGCGGCGGAGCGUGCGCGGGCGCUGCGCGACGCGUGCGAGCGCGCGCACCACGUGCCCGACAACGUGGAGCGCGCGAAGCGGAUACUUCACGUGCACGCUUAUGAGUUUGAGAACCACGCGACUAGAGUGGAGGCGGAGAUACGCGCAUGGAGCGAGGAGUACAAGCGCGCGGUGGAGGCGCACGGGCGCGCGCUGGUGGCGGCGGCCGCGCGCGCGCGCUCCGCCUGCCGGCUGCGCGUGGACACCAACGCGCGCCUGCUGGACGAGAGGGCGCUCCACGCGCUCGACGCGGUGCGCUUUGCUGAGGAGCUCCUCUCAGAAGGCAAGGACGAAGAAAUCCUCUCCCUCUCCGGCCCAGUAUCCCGCCGGCUGGAACGCCUGACAGAGCUACAGCCGCUAUCUGACGCGCCUCGCUGCGAACUUCGCUUCGCCCGCGACGCGCCCGCCACAAACGCUGUCAACGGCGGGAGUGACGCGGACUUUAGACUCGUUGGCGCGCUGUUGACGCACGCCGCCGAUCCGGAUAAGUGUGUGCUAAAUACGGAAGGUUUUCAAGAUCUCCAAGUGGACUGUCCACAUGAAGCGAUACUGGAACUACGCGACACAAAUAAUGAGAGGAUAUGGAGCGGAGGUGAACAGGUGUGCGGCUACUUCAGGCGGCGCGACUCGAGCGCCCGGCCCGUGCUGGCGCGCGUGCGCCCGCGGGAGGACGGCACGUGCGGCGUGUGCUUCUGCGCGCCCACGCCCGGCGCCUAUUUACUUGCUGUCACGCUUAAUAACACGCCGAUUAAGGGCAGUCCGUUCGCGUGCGCGGCGCGAGUGAUGCGCGCGCACGCGGGGCAGUACCACUGCUGCGCGUACUGCUCGUCGGGCGGCCGCCGCGACGCCACCUGCGCCUGCGGCUCCACUAUGGCCGGCGGGUAUAAAGGGUGCGGUCACGGUCACCCCGGGUGGCCGGGCACGCGGCACUGGUCGUGCUGCGGAAGCACGCGCCGCAACUCGCCGUGCGCGCGCGCACAACACAUGUACCAGUUCUCACUGUAAAUCUGCUUAAUACUUGUACUAUAAGAGCGGGAGUGACUAAGAGUAACUAAAAGUAUUACUACAAAUGCGCCAAAUCAAUAUUGUUUGUACUACAAGAUGUAUUUAGUUCUCUUUGUAAAUGUAUGCUUAUACUUUCGAGUAAUACACUGCAUGACCGCCUUGGCAGUGGUUAACACGUGAGCGCAGAAUGUAGGGGUCCUGAAUUUGAUGCCCGGCGAGGAUUGACAAAAAAUGUCUUGGUCUGGGAGGAUACAGAGGGAAAGUUUAUCACCUACUAGUCCAUAAUGAUAAUUGAUCAUUGAAAUUGAGAGAGAUGUAUUAUAUUAUCUGCCCCAUACUCCACUAGGGGACACAAUACAUUAAAUGGCAGCCGUUUUGAGUUGUAACGUCACUAUGAAUAUGUUAUCUACAAUAAUAUGUACCAGUUAUUUGUAAAUCUCUAUCUACACUUACCUGUAUUGUCUGAAAAUUAAGAAACAAAAUUGCAAAUACGCCAUCUACAACAACAUGUAACAUUUCUCUUUGAAAAUCUACACUAAUUAGAUGUUACUAUUUGAGCGCCAAGCACAGGACUGACUGAAAGUAUAUAUUACAAAUAACAUGAAAGCUAUAUAUAAAUCUA
Messenger RNA from Zerene cesonia (dogface butterfly), 2613 nucleotides. RefSeq names its product tripartite motif-containing protein 45. Bases 78 to 1991 code for a protein of 637 amino acids. Gene Ontology annotation, molecular function: protein binding; ubiquitin-protein transferase activity; zinc ion binding. Gene Ontology annotation, cellular component: chromatin; nucleoplasm. Gene Ontology annotation, biological process: positive regulation of DNA-templated transcription. The transcript has 11 exons. The record is from RefSeq and is a predicted model, not a curated record. Lineage: Eukaryota; Metazoa; Arthropoda; Insecta; Lepidoptera; Pieridae.